Messenger RNA from Exophiala spinifera, 2034 nucleotides. RefSeq lists its product as uncharacterized. Gene Ontology annotation, molecular function: protein binding. The transcript has 2 exons. The record is from RefSeq and is a predicted model, not a curated record. The coding region runs from base 1 to 2034 and encodes 677 amino acids. Lineage: Eukaryota; Fungi; Ascomycota; Eurotiomycetes; Chaetothyriales; Herpotrichiellaceae.
AUGGCAAUGGCACCAUCCGCCCUUUUACGGCGCAUACAAAUCCGCCGUCGCCCAGACGAUCAUGUAGCCCCUCAAAUGUACGAGAAGGAGACCGAACUCACACACAGUCCUCAGCUGCUGCUGCUACCUCCAGAAGAUAUGAAUUCCCAGAGAAAGUUUUCCUACGCUUCCGUCAAGGAAGAGCAAGGAGAAGGCGUUCCCCAGUCAUUCGAAUCCUCCCUAUCGACCCAAGACCUUGAGGAGGUUGAGUGGAUCGCGUGGCCAUGCAGUCACUGGUGCAGGACGAAAGGACUGUGUUCCUACCAUUUUGGGGGCACGCAUGAUGACUUCGUCCGGACGAGGCUCGAAGGCUAUGCUCGCAGCAAUCCGAGGAAGUUGGAGAAGAUCUUGGACGAACUGGACAAGAGAAGGGCAGCACAGAAGUUGUUCAAUCUUCCCGAUGCCAAGGAGAUUACUCAGUUCCAUCCAUGCCCGGCCAGUUUCAGUCUCGAGGUCUGGAGGGAAAAGGUCAGAGAUGCGGUUGGCACACGAGACUUUACCCUCGACAGCUUCGACGAAACGGCUAUCAUCGACGACGAUGAAACUCUAUCGCAAACUUCAAGCUCCAGACCUGCGUCAUAUCUCGAGUCUAUGCCAGUUGAGAUCCUGGAAAUGAUCUUGUCCCGAGUCACGGUUGACCACACGGCUGAUCCCUACGCACGACCACACGUCGAUCUCGCGUCCUGCUCACUGGUCUGCAGGAAGCUUUAUGCUGCCGCUGUGCGAGUCAUGUACAGACAUGUCUCUAUCCCGCAAUCCCGAGCCUUUUCCAAACUUAUGCGCAGCCUCAACAAUGACAAGUCCCUCGGCGAACUGGUUCACUGGCUUGACUUUUCCCAUUACUCGAAUAUGGGUUUCGGCAAGGCUCGCUCAGCACGUAACCAGACGCCGUUCCUCAAACCCGAAACCCUCCUAGCUUGUCUGGACAUGAUUCCGAAUCUUCAAGCAUUCCUCGUGCACGAGCAUGUCGAUGACGAACUCAACGCUGACAUCUUCCGCAAACUCUUUAGCAUGCCUCUUCUGCAGGCUCUCGAUCUCUGCGCUUGCUCGUCCCGUCCUUUCGCCGAUGCCUUCACCAGUGUUGUGACACAAGCAUCACUCCCCUCAGACCUGCCUAGCCUCAAACGACUGUCGUUGCACGAAUGCACGACCCUUCAAGAAGAAGUGUUUGAAGCCAUUCUUCCACGCCUUUCAAACCUUACACAUCUCGACGUGGCGCAUACACUCAUCAACGACACCGCACUCCUCUCGAUUCCCCCGACAGCCAAGAUUACCCACCUCAACAUCGAGCGCUGCACACACCUGACUGGUUCUGCCGUGGUAGAGUUUCUCACGACGCAUCCGGCCGUCAAAGACAGUAUUGUCUAUCUUAACCUCGCAGCAGAUGCUUCACGCCACAGGCUUCUAACCGCAAGCGAUCUGACGCUUCUCCUUCCUGCCUUGCCCUCGACGUUACGCUCCCUCAACAUCAACGGUGCAAGAAUCAAUUCAAGCCAUCUCUCGGCGCUAAGGACCCUGGCAUGCCACGUCGAAGAGCUCGGCAUCCGUGGAGCACAGUUAAGUCUGGCCAGCGAGAUCAAGCCUCUCCUCAAGCCGGCCCAUACAAUCCGAUACAUGGACCUGGCCGACAUCCAGUCUGUCACACAGAUGAGUCUCAACUACAGUCCCAGCAGUCUUACCGACACCGAUACACUACCCUUGGAGGUGAUCGAGCUGGGCCAAGACGUGCUCGGCGAAAUCAAGCGUAGAAACGCACAUGUCAAGAAACCCGACUGGGUCGUCAAAGAGCUCGGUCGACGUGGUUGGUUUGUCAGGCAGCGCGUGACUCCCAACGACGGCACAGAUGAACAAGGAAAAGCACAGUGCCAGGUGGAAGCUGACGACGGGUCCCGAUCAUGGAAGAUGGGAGCGCGCUGGUGGGGAUUGCGCAAGAUUCCCGUCGUCGAGCAGGAUGUCGGCGGUAUGUACGGGUAUUUCAUGUUCAAGAGAUCAUGA